CCUUUCAGUUUCCUCGUUGCUGCAUUCUUUUCCACAUUAAUUUUCACUUAUAAUUUAUUUGCUCCAUUUGUUGUCCAUGGUAUAACCACAAGAUUUCUGGAAUCCUGAUAGUAUUAGGAUACCAUUAUUCAUUUUAGAUGCUUUCUCAGUGUCUCUGUUAUUUAUUUUGGGCCAAGAAUGGAAUGUGUGAUUGUUGUGGUUUGGAGUGCCCCGAGGAACCUUCUCACUGAACUCCUCAAGGCCCCUCGGUGACUUAAAUAGGAGCUCUUUUACAGGUGUAGUUCUUGGUGGAGAUCAAGUUUUCUAAGUUGCAGAAUUUGAAAAAGGGAAAAAAAGGGUGCAAUCUUUGUAUCAUUGCUAUGACAUCAUCAGUUAUUUUCCGGGUGUCGCCUUAUUUGGCAUUGAAUUCGCAAUUUAGGCCUCGGUGUAGAUUGCAAGCGAAGAGUUCAGUUGGUGGUGACUCAACAGUGUCAUCAUCCCCUGAAUCGGUUGUGUUGAAUGGAGCUCCUCCUAUGGAGGAGAGAGAGAAAGUUGGUCCUUUGACUGGAGGAAAUGAAUAUGCAGUUUCGAAGAUUGAGGUGGUUGAGAAGAAGAAGAAGGUGGAAAAAGAAGCCAAGGAAAGCUUGGCGGUGUUGUGGGAUGAUGCGUAUCGAACUAAGAGUGUGAAGGAUUAUCUUGAGUUAGCAAGGUUUAUGAUUAGGCCUGAUGGAGGUCCGCCCCGUUGGUUUUGCCCUGUUGAGUGUGGACAUCCCUUAAAUGAUUCUCCAGUUCUUUUGUUUUUGCCCGGACUUGAUGGCACUGGAUUGGGUCUCAUCUUGCACCAUGAAGCACUGGGGAGGGCUUUCGAAGUUCGAAGCUUGCAUAUCCCUGUUUAUGAUCGGACUCCAUUCGAAGAUCUGGUGACUUUUGUCGAGAAAACUGUUAAAGCUGAGUAUGACUCAUCCCCACAUAAGCCCAUUUAUCUUGUUGGAGAUUCCUUUGGAGGAUGCCUGGCACUUGCUGUGGCUGCUCGUAAUCCUACCAUUGACCUGGUAGUCUUAUUAGUGAAUCCAGCUACGUCAUUUGGCCGUUCACAGCUGCAGCCACUGUUACCUUUACUGGAAGCUAUGCCUGAUGGACUCCAUUUCACAGUCCCCUAUCUUCUAAGCUUCAUUAUGGGUGACCCAGUGAAGAUGGCAACAAUCAAUAUUGAUAAUAUGCUUCCCCCGAGGGUGGCACUUGAACAAUUGUCUACCAACCUCACUUCUUUGCUGCCUCGUCUCUCAGGUUUGGCUGAUAUAAUACCCAGGGAAACUCUUCUUUGGAAACUGAAGUUGCUUAAAUCAGCUGCCUCUUAUGCUAAUUCUCGUCUUCAUGCUGUCAAAGCCGAAGUGCUAGUCCUUGCCAGCGGCAAGGAUAACAUGCUUCCUAGUCAUGAUGAAGCCCGAAGGCUUACAAACUCAUUGAAGAACUGCAGAGUUCGUUACUUCAAAGAUAAUGGACAUACACUUCUAUUGGAAGAUGGUAUUAAUUUGCUGACCAUCAUCAAAGGUACCCACACGUACCGUCGAAGGAGGAGGCAUGAUUAUGUCUUGGAUUUCCUGCCUCCCAGUAUGUCAGAAUACAAAACAGCAUUCAAUCAAGUAGUUGGACUAGUUCGCACUGCUUCUAGCUCGGUAUUAUUCUCGACUUUGGAAGAUGGGAAGAUAGUGAGAGGUCUUUCAGGGGUUCCUUCUGAAGGGCCGGUGUUGUUAGUCGGUUAUCACAUGCUGAUGGGCCUUGAGCUGUUUUCACUUGUUGAAGAAUUCUUGAGAGAGAAGAACAUUAUUGUGCGUGGGAUAGCUCAUCCGAUGUUGUUCUCCAGCAAAACUGAAGAUUUAUCUUCUGAAUUUGGUCUAAUUGAUUGGGUAAAAGUAUUUGGAGCAGUUCCUGUGGCCGGAAGCAACCUCUUUAAGUUGUUGUCAACCAAAUCUCAUGUUGUACUUUAUCCUGGUGGUGCACGCGAGGCUAAUCAUAACAAGGGUGAAGAAUACAAGUUGUUCUGGCCAGACCAACCGGAAUUUGUGAGAAUGGCUGCACGGUUUGGCGCCACGAUAGUACCAUUUGGAACCGUGGGAGAGGAUGACAUCACAAAUAUGAUACUUGAUAAUAAUGAAGUGAUGAAGAUUCCAUUUGUCGGCGACUACAUCAAAAAAUAUAGUCGCGACAACAUACGAGUGAGGGAGAAUGAAGCAGUUUCAGUUCCAGUGCUUUUGCCAAGGAUACCUGGCCGCUUCUACUAUCUGUUUGGGAAGCCCAUAGAGACAAGGGGGAGAUAUGAAUCACUGAAGGACAGAGAAAAUGCAAACGAGUUGUACUUGCAGGUAAAAUCUGGAGUGGAAAACUGCAUCGCAUAUUUGCUCAAGAAGCGAGAGGAGGAUCCUUAUCGAAAUAUAGUCGAUAGAACCGUACAUAGAGCAUUACAUUCUCCUUUACACGAAAUUCCAACAUUUGAGCCCUGAUAAUGCUUGGUGGUUGUCCAAAUAUUUUUGGCCUUACGUAUUUUAUUUAGAGUGACAAACAUUUGUAAACACCAUUCGUGUGUAUCUAAUUUCCAGUUCGGUUCUUAUUCGAGAGUAACUCCUGAGCUGAGUUGCUGAUUAUAAUCUA
Molecule: messenger RNA, 2628 nt
Organism: Eucalyptus grandis
Lineage: Eukaryota; Viridiplantae; Streptophyta; Magnoliopsida; Myrtales; Myrtaceae
Product: acyltransferase-like protein At1g54570, chloroplastic
Exons: 13
Coding region: 360-2480 (706 amino acids)
Cellular component (GO): membrane
Source: RefSeq, a predicted model, not a curated record